Molecule: messenger RNA, 2013 nt
Organism: Zygosaccharomyces rouxii
Lineage: Eukaryota; Fungi; Ascomycota; Saccharomycetes; Saccharomycetales; Saccharomycetaceae
Gene: GAL10
Product: bifunctional UDP-glucose 4-epimerase/aldose 1-epimerase
Exons: 1
Coding region: 1-2013 (670 amino acids)
Biological process (GO): beta-D-galactose catabolic process via UDP-galactose, Leloir pathway
Cellular component (GO): cytosol
Molecular function (GO): carbohydrate binding; UDP-glucose 4-epimerase activity
Source: RefSeq, a predicted model, not a curated record
AUGGUUUCUAAGGUUUUGGUAACAGGCGGUGCUGGUUACAUUGGUUCUCAUGCUGUCGUUGAACUAUUAGCCAAUGGGUAUGAAUGUGUUGUAGUGGAUAACCUUUCCAAUUCCUCUUACGAAAGUUUGGCAAGAGUUCAAGUACUAGCUAAGAAGUAUGUUCCCUUCUAUAAGGUAGAUUUGAUAGAUUUAGAGGCCUUGACCAAGGUUUUCGAGGAACACAGUGAUAUCGAAAGCGUUAUUCAUUUUGCAGGUUUGAAAGCUGUUGGAGAGAGUUCACAGAUUCCUUUACAGUACUAUCAAAACAAUGUAAGUGGAACUCUAGUGCUUUUACAGUUGAUGCAAAAGUACCGGGUUAAAGAAUUUGUUUUUUCCUCGUCGGCAACAGUGUAUGGUGAUUAUACUAGGUAUCCGGGUAUAAUACAAGUUCCAGAGACUUGUCCCUUACAGCCUACGAAUCCUUAUGGUCAUACGAAAUUUACUAUUGAAAAUAUCUUGAGAGAUGUUUCCGCAUCUGGUGGUUGGAAAUUUGCUAUUUUACGUUAUUUCAAUCCAAUCGGUGCACAUCCUUCAGGUCUCAUUGGUGAAGAUCCAUUGGGUAUUCCAAACAAUUUGCUACCUUAUAUGGCGCAGGUUGCAGUUGGUAGAAGAGAAAAAUUGUCAGUUUUUGGUAAUGAUUACGAUACGAGAGAUGGCACUCCAAUAAGAGAUUAUAUUCAUGUAGUUGAUUUGGCAAAAGGACAUGUUGCCGCUUUAAAAUACUUGCAGGAUCAAGAAAAUGAUAUUUGCGAAGAAUGGAACCUUGGAUCUGGGAAGGGAUCCAGUGUUCUUGAAAUGUACGACGCUUUCACUAGGUCAUGUGGGAUAAAGAUUUCUAAGGAGAUCGUUGGUAGAAGAAAUGGUGAUGUACCUCUUUUAGUGGCUAAACCCACAAAGGCAGAAUUAGAGCUUAACUGGAAAACGGAACUAGGUGUUAAAGAAUCCUGUGAAGAUCUGUGGAGAUGGGUUACCAAGAAUCCCUUUGGUUAUUCACAACAUGGUGUUAUUGGUACAACGGUACAUAAGGGCGACUACGAUAAUCGUCUUGUUACUUUGGGACAUGGAUCUAGAUUUCAACUGAUAAUUUCAAACAGAGGAGCCUCCAUAAUUGAUUUACUGGUAGAUGGCCAAAGUAUAGUUCUGGGUCCAGGUGACCCAGGUGAUUAUUCAGGCGCCACAAUCGGUCGUUAUGCCAACCGGAUCGUGGGCGGCAAAUACGACUUGGAUGGUAAAGUUCACCAAUUGACUACUAAUGAUAAUGGUAAUACAAAUCAUAGUAGUGUGGGUUGUUACAGCGAAAAACAUUUUCUGGGACCACUGGUGAAAACCCCUUCAAAGGGAGUUUUUAUUGCAGAGUAUGUUUUAUUGGAUGAACAACCAAGGGAUUUUCAGAGUGAUUUACAAGUAAGCGUCAUCUAUACAUUAGAUGUUCAAGCAAAGGCACUAGAUAUUCAAUAUCAAGCGGUUUUAACGAAAGGUGAAUCUACGCCGAUCAAUUUGACAAACCAUACUUAUUUCAAUUUGAACAAAGUUAAUGCAGAUACGGUUCAAGGUACGGAAAUUCGUUUGGCAACGAACAAAGCAGUUGGACUCGAUGGUACAUUACACCAGGUAGAUGUAUCUACAUUUAACGACAAGGAAGAAGAAGUUACCAUUCUCGAUUCAGUAGAGCCUCGCAUCGAUCAUUGUUUUGUCGUAGCUGAAUCUACAUCUUUAGACUCUACCAAGGGUAAAUUACGUCCUGUGCUUCGGGCCUCGCAUCCAGAAUCUCAUAUCUCCUUAGAAGUCUUGACGACUGAACCCAGUUUCCAAUUGUACACAGGUGAUGGGCUCACUGGAUUUACACCAAGAUCGGGUUUCGCAGUGGAACCAGCGCGUUACGUCAACGCGAUUAAUGACGAGAGAUGGAAGAAGACUGUAACAUUGUCACAGGGAGAUGCUUACAGAUCGAGGAUAGUCUAUAGGUUUACAUAG